This is a messenger RNA of Pomacea canaliculata, 2515 nucleotides long. Its product is annotated as sepiapterin reductase-like. The transcript is spliced from 3 exons. Gene Ontology annotation, molecular function: sepiapterin reductase (NADP+) activity. Bases 128 to 916 code for a protein of 262 amino acids. NCBI's taxonomy places the organism in Eukaryota, Metazoa, Mollusca, Gastropoda, Architaenioglossa, Ampullariidae. Gene Ontology annotation, biological process: tetrahydrobiopterin biosynthetic process. The record is from RefSeq and is a predicted model, not a curated record.
CCGCUAAACUAUAAUAAAACUCUGUGGCUAGCAUUGUCGUACCUGUGCAGAAAUGUAAUUAUCAUAUGAGAAGACUACGACCACGUGGUGACAUCACACCAGGAGACAACUCUAGCAUAACCAUAAAAUGACUUCAAAGAAAGCUGUCUGUGUCAUAACAGGUGCCAGUCGUGGUCUAGGUGAAAGUAUUGCUCUCAAUUUUGCUCCUAAAUUUUCAGAUGGAUCAGUCAUUAUUUUGAUGGCACGAAACAAAUCAGCUUUAGAUAAUGUUCUACAUCGUGUGCAGGAAAAAGCUCCAACCGUGUGUGUCAUCGCAAAAGAAUAUGACCAGGGCUCGCUGGACAAUGAAUUAUUUUCGUCAAUCCUCUCGAAUGCACUUGAAGAGGCCGGCGUUCAGCCAGCGGAUUUUGAGCAAGCACUUCUUGUGAACAAUGCUGGAAGCAUCGAGCCCUUAGUUUAUAUUCGAAAUCUGCUAGGAGUGAAUGAAAUCAGCAAAUACUUCAACAGUAAUGUGGCGGGUAUGAUAGCGUUAACCUCUACGUUUGUGAAAAUAUUUCCAGCCACACUGGGAGUUGAUCGACUUGUAAUAAACAUCAGCUCAUUAGCUGCUGUUCAGCCGCUAAAAAGUCUUUCGUUAUACUGUGCAGGAAAAGCAGCACGAGACAUGUUUUUUAAGGUGCUUGCAGCAGAAGAAGAAAAUAUUCGUGUCUUGAAUUAUGCCCCAGGCCCGCUAGUUACUGACAUGGCGGAUGCAAUCAUAAACACUGCUGAAGAUGAUGAUUUACGUCAUUCAAUGGGAGAUGCCAAGGCCAGAAACAACCUUCUGACAUGUGACAUGUCUGUUCAAAAGUUACUCCAAGUUUUGGAAAAAGACACCUUUCAAAAUGGUUCACAUCUAGAUUAUUAUGAUGUCUGAGUUGACUGGAAAUUACCAGAGAAAAUACAAAAAUGUUCAGAGGAUACCAUCUGCAAUCAUCAUGCCCCAGCUUUUAUUAAUGUGCAUUGCAACACAGCUCUAUAGACCACAACCUUUAAGCUGUGUAGGAAGAAGCAGCCAGCCAGUCAGCCUAGCAGUUAAAGCAAGGCCUCUAACACGUGGAGUAAACACUCGUACCUGAACUGACCCAGCUGUUUGAUAGAUACCAACUGGGAAAAGAAAAACAGUGUAAGGGAGAGAUUAACACUGCAUUCACAAGGUGUUUCCAAGAUAAGUGCAAUAUCAAACACUUCAUUUGCUGGAAAGUGACAUAUUAAGAGAUCACCUGUUUACAUAGUUUAGUCCUUUUUAUUCCUCGAGGAGCAUAGGGCCACAACACCUUGCCAGCGGAUCUGGUUUUGGGCAGUCCCCUUUAGUUGGGCCCAUGUUGUUCUGACGUCCUUUGCCUCGCUUUCUUUUGUUCUUUUGAAGUCUGCUUUGGUCUCCCAACUCUCUUCUUCCCCUGAGGCUUCCAGUCAAGUGCCUGCUUGGCAAUGGUGUCAGCUGGGUUUUUUUUUCAACCUUUUCAGACUAGUGGUUUCGAUGUAAGAACAUCUCUAUCAAAACAUCUUUUUCCCAUUUUUAGGUGUGUAUUUACACAUCAAUUUUGUUUCUUUUUAUUAUACCAGUUUCCCAAGUAUCAUUUUUAAUAUAUGCUUUGGGGUUUACAAAAAAAUAAUUUGCAUUAUCAUUUCAAAAUUAAUUUGAUCUGAAUGGAUGAUGUAGGGGUAUAAUGUUUGGAGUAGACAAGUUUUCAAGUAGUUAUAAGGUAUGCUGAAUAUUGAGGCUUACUAAGGGAAUUUCAGGAAACAAUGUCAGAUAAUUGUGCUGUGGUAUUCACUGUAGCUUUUUGUAUUGCUAAUUUUCUUCUCGCUGCUCACCUUUAUGAGUUUAUAUAUUACUAAUGCCUUAUGAAGCAUUCCAAUUCAUGUUUAAAUUAUGAUGAUGAUGUAAGUAAAUGUGUAUAUAUAUUACUAAUACCUUCUGAAGCAUUCCGAUUCAUGUUUAAGUUAUGAUGAUGAAAGUACAUUUUAAAGAGGAAAGCAUUAGUUGAAAUUUCUGGUUGGUGGUGUUUUUGUUUUGUUCAUGCUUCUUGAUAAAACAAGGAAAAUAACUUUUGAUUUAUACAAGGUUUGUUGUUACCUUUGAGUGGUCAAAUGCACUUUGGUAUUUGAAGGCAUGGAAGUUUACAGUAAGAAUGUGAUAUUCCUGUAGAUCAUAAAAAAUAAAAGCACAAAUUUACAUGAUGUAAGAUGCCUUGAUAAGUACUGAGGAACAUUUAAUGACUCAAAUUCUUACAAAGUUUUUGUAAUGGAUUUUUUCUAGUCUUGGAGUCAAUUCAAAUUAUGCAUUUAAUUUUUGUUUAAAUGAUUUGGCUUUAUUUUAACAUUUUAAACUGUUCACUAUUUCUUGAUUUUGCAUUUAUAUUUAAUAUGUAUCAGGGAUAGGUUUUGGGAUGCUCGUGGUCAUUUUGAGAUCUCUAAAUGCAAACGUUUGAAAGACAAACAUGCUUAUUAAAAUCAGAAAUAGUGUACCCUG